Messenger RNA from Prionailurus viverrinus (fishing cat), 490 nucleotides. Its product is annotated as 60S ribosomal protein L32-like. The record is from RefSeq and is a predicted model, not a curated record. Gene Ontology annotation, cellular component: ribosome; cytosolic large ribosomal subunit. Bases 123 to 455 code for a protein of 110 amino acids. Gene Ontology annotation, molecular function: structural constituent of ribosome. Gene Ontology annotation, biological process: translation. NCBI's taxonomy places the organism in Eukaryota, Metazoa, Chordata, Mammalia, Carnivora, Felidae. The transcript has 2 exons.
CCCAUUCUUCAUGUGUUGGGAGGGCGCGUGGGUGUGAAAAGAGAAAGAAUGAUUGCAGCCAAGAAAAAGCGAUACUUGUGGAGGUGGCAGCCAUCCACAUCAUAGCCACCCUUAGACCUCUGAUGAAGCCCAAAAUCAUUCAAAAGAAGACCAAGAAGUUCAUCCGGGACCAGUCAGACCAGUAUGUCAAAAUUAAGCACAACUGGCAGAAACCCAGAGGCACUGACAAUAGGGUGCGCAAAAGAUUCAAGGACCAGAUCUUGAUGCCCAACACUGGUUACGGGAGCAACAAGAAAACAAAGCACAUGCUGCCCAGUGGCUUCCAGGAGUUCCUAGUCCACAACGUCAAGGAGCUCGAAGUGCUGCUAAUGUGCAACAAAUCUUGCUGUGCAGAGACUGAUCACAAUACCUCCCCCAAGAACCACAAAGCCAUUGUGGAAAAGCAGCCCAGCUGAAGGCCAGGCUGCACAGUGAAGAAAAUGUGCAAUUA